AUGGAAGGCCCUAUACCUUUAACAGCCCGAGAGGCAGCAUCAGGUCUCUUAGGCUCAGUUUCUAUGACCUGCUGGGUUUUCCUUUUGGUACCCCAACUAAUUGAGAACUACCGCAAUGGCAACGCAGAAGCCAUAUCUCUCCUUUUCGUCACUGUCUGGCUAAUCGGCGACAUUGCAAACCUCGCCGGAGGCCUACUAGCUGGACUCGUGCCUGUGAUCGUCGCGAUCGCAGUAUACUUCUGUAUCGCGGACGGCGUGCUGAUCGCGCAAUGUGUGUACUACAAAGUGCGCAACUCGCGCCCUGAACCUUUCCACCGUCGACGCUCGUCCACGGAGACCCCUGAACCGACUACCCCGUUGUUGGGGCGGCGGUUCAGCGACUCGCUCGCGUCUUCUCAGCGGCGUCGGUCGUCGGGCUCGAUGCGUCGGUAUCAAGUUUUUGGUCGACGUGAGAGUGAGGUCGAGGAUACACUGGCCAAGAUUGUUGAGGAGAAUGAUUAUGGCCGUAAGGCGUGGAUCAAGAAUUUUACUAGUAUCGUUGGGAUUUUCCUCAUUGGGAUGGUGGGUUGGACUAUGGCUUGGCAGACGGGGAUGUGGGAGCCCGCGCCGUUGGAUAAUAAGAAUGGCUCCGAGGAGGCUAUUGGGGGAUUGGUGUUGGGGUAUUUCAGUGCUCUUUGCUAUCUGGGAGCGAGAUUGCCACAGAUCUACAAAAACUACAGUGAGAAGUCAUGUGAAGGAUUGUCGCUCUUGUUCUUCAUUCUCUCUCUUCUUGGAAACUUAACCUACGGUGCAGGAAUCCUUUGCCAUUCUACCGAGAAGGAAUAUUUCCUCACUAAUCUUCCAUGGUUGAUUGGAUCGCUGGGAACUAUGGUUGAAGAUGUGGUCAUCUUCAUUCAAUUCCGGAUCUACGCUGUUCAGGACCCUCGUCUCUCGGCAAUCUCCUAA
Penicillium griseofulvum is the source of this 945-nucleotide messenger RNA. RefSeq names its product PQ-loop repeat-containing protein. Lineage: Eukaryota; Fungi; Ascomycota; Eurotiomycetes; Eurotiales; Aspergillaceae. The record is from RefSeq and is a predicted model, not a curated record. Gene Ontology annotation, cellular component: fungal-type vacuole membrane. The transcript has 5 exons. Bases 1 to 945 code for a protein of 314 amino acids. Gene Ontology annotation, biological process: basic amino acid transmembrane export from vacuole.